Messenger RNA from Balaenoptera acutorostrata (minke whale), 1692 nucleotides. RefSeq names its product phosphorylase kinase catalytic subunit gamma 2 (gene PHKG2). NCBI's taxonomy places the organism in Eukaryota, Metazoa, Chordata, Mammalia, Artiodactyla, Balaenopteridae. Gene Ontology annotation, biological process: glycogen biosynthetic process; protein phosphorylation. Gene Ontology annotation, molecular function: calmodulin binding; ATP binding; phosphorylase kinase activity. The coding region runs from base 257 to 1411 and encodes 384 amino acids. The record is from RefSeq and is a predicted model, not a curated record. The transcript has 8 exons. Gene Ontology annotation, cellular component: phosphorylase kinase complex.
UCCUCCGCACCUUUUCCCUUCCUCUCCCCCGCCCCCCUCCCUGCCUUGCCAUCCCGUCCCGACCCCUAAGGCCCUUUCGUGGGGUCUCCCUAGUCCCUGUCCUUCCCCCACCCCGUCCCCAUCCCACAGGAUCCUGGCUCCCCAGCCGCAAGGGCUGCGCCUCCGCGAGCCGCGAUGUUCGUCCUCUCAGAGCCUGUGGGCCUCCCUGCCUUCACUGCCCUCCGUUUCCUCCACACAGGCCCCCACCUACUUCAAAAUGACGCUGGACGUGGGGCCGGAGGAUGAGCUGCCCGACUGGGCUGCGGCCAAGGAGUUUUACCAGAAGUACGACCCUAAGGACGUCAUUGGCAGAGGAGUGAGCUCUGUAGUCCGCCGUUGCGUUCAUCGAGUUACUGGCCGUGAGUUUGCGGUGAAGAUCAUGGAGGUGACAGCUGAGCGGCUGAGUCCUGAGCAGCUGGAGGAGGUGCGAGAAGCCACGCGGCGAGAGACACACAUCCUUCGCCAGGUCGCCGGCCACCCCCACAUCAUCACUCUCAUCGAUUCCUACGAGUCUUCUAGCUUCAUGUUCCUGGUGUUUGACCUGUCCAUCAUGAGGUCUCUGCUGGAAGCAGUGAGCUUUCUCCACGCCAACAACAUUGUACACCGAGACCUGAAGCCUGAGAAUAUUCUCCUAGAUGACAAUAUGCAGAUCCGACUUUCAGAUUUUGGGUUCUCCUGCCACUUGGAACCUGACGAGAAGCUUCGAGAGUUGUGUGGGACUCCAGGGUAUCUAGCACCAGAGAUCCUUAAGUGCUCCAUGGAUGAAACCUACCCAGGCUACGGCAAGGAGGUCGAUCUCUGGGCCUGUGGGGUGAUCUUGUUCACACUUCUGGCUGGCUCACCACCAUUCUGGCACCGACGCCAGAUCCUGAUGUUACGCAUGAUCAUGGAGGGCCAGUACCAGUUUAGUUCACCUGAGUGGGAUGACCGUUCUGACACUGUGAAAGACCUGAUCUCGAGGCUGCUGCAGGUGGAUCCUGAGGAGCGCCUGACAGCUGAGCAAGCCCUACAGCACCCAUUCUUUGAGCGCUGUGAAGGCAGCCAACCCUGGAACCUCACCCCCCGCCAGCGGUUCCGGGUGGCAGUGUGGACAGUGCUGGCUGCUGGACGGGUGGCCUUAAGCACCCACCGUGUACGGCCGCUGACCAAGAGUGCACUGUUGAGGGACCCUUAUGCGCUGCGGCCAGUGCGGCGCCUCAUUGACAGCUGUGCUUUCCGGCUCUAUGGACACUGGGUGAAGAAGGGUGAGCAGCAGAACCGGGCAGCCCUCUUCCAGCACCGGCCCCCAGGGCCUUUUCCCAUGAUGGGCCCUGAAGAGGAGGGGGACUCAGCUACUGUCACUGAAGACGAGGCCAUGCUGGUGCUGGGCUAGUACUUCAGCCCUGAGGAAUCCCAGGAAGCAGAACUCUCCAGGAGGAGGAUUUUUAUCAUUCCAGCUCCUCUGGGCUCUGGCCUCAGGCCCCCCCCCCCCCAUGCCUGGCCAGGCCCGCCACUGAUCAAACUAUCAUAGAGACCAGCCCUGUACACCUACCCCCACUGGCCAGGGCUUUGAGAUCAGAGCUGAGGUGGAAGAGAGCCACCCAGAGUGCCAUGCCUGGCCUUAUCCAUGCUGCCUGUGCCACGUAUGCAAUAAAACCUGCUACACGCCAGGGA